Messenger RNA from Miscanthus lutarioriparius, 2580 nucleotides. Lineage: Eukaryota; Viridiplantae; Streptophyta; Magnoliopsida; Poales; Poaceae. The record is from the annotation of a GenBank genome assembly.
AUGCGAGCCGGCGGCUGCGCGGUGCAGCAGGCGCUGGCCGCGGAGGCGGCGGCCGUGGUGCGGCAGGCCAUGGCCCUGGCCCGGCGGCGCGGCCACGCUCAGGUGACCCCGCUCCACGUCGCCAGCGCCAUGCUCUCGGCGGCGGGGCUCCUCCGCGCCGCCUGCCUCCACUCCCACUCCCACCCGCUGCAGUGCAAGGCGCUCGAGCUCUGCUUCAACGUCGCGCUCAACCGCCUCCCCACAGCCGGCCCUGCUGCCGCCGUCAUGUUCCACCCCCACCCCCUCCACCAUGGCAGGCACGGGAAGCAGCAAACGCCCGUGCUGUCCAACGCGCUCGUCGCCACGUUCAAGCGCGCGCAGGCACACCAGCGCCGUGGCGCCAUGGAAGGAGGGCAGGCACAGGGACAACCGCCGCAGCCGGUGCUCGCCGCCAAGGUCGACAUCGAGCAGCUCAUCAUCUCCAUCCUCGACGACCCCAGCGUCAGCCGCGUCAUGCGCGAGGCUGGCUUCUCCAGCUCCCAGGUCAAGGCCAACGUCGAGAAGGCCGUCUCGUCGUCGUCGUCACCGGAGCAUCAACCGAACACGACGAUACCAUCCAGCGGCCACGCGACGAGCUCUCCUGCACCAGGUUCCGGUCACCCAAGCAGCAGGCGCCCCAACAAGUCCGACGACGACGCCAUGCGCGUGCUCGACUGCAUGGCGAGCGGGACCAAGCGGUGUGUGGUGGUCGUCGGCGAGAGCGCGGCCACCGCGGAGGUGGUGGUGAAGGCGGUGAUGGACAUGGUGAGCAAAGGGGAGCUGCAGCAGCGGCACGAGCGGCUCAAGAACCUCCAGUUCGUGCCCCUCUCGGCAGCGUCCUUCCAGCGGAUGCCGAGGGAAGAGGUGGAGGCCAAGGCCGACGACCUGCGCGCGCUCGUGCGUCAGGGCUGCGCCGCCGGGAAGGGCGUCGUGCUCGUCCUCGAGGACCUCGCGUACGCCGCCGAGGCCUGGGCCGCCGUGUCGGAGCGGAGAAGGCACGGCAGUGGCGGCCGUGAACACGGUCAGUUCGGCUACUGCCCCGUCGAGCACGCCGUCAUGGAAGUGGGCAGCUUUGUGUCCGCUGCCGCCGGUGGCGGCGGCCGAGGCUUCGACAGGUUCUGGCUGCUAGGGUUCGGGAACAACCAGGCUUACAUGAAGUCCAGAGCAGGGCAGCCAUCUCUUGAGGCCGUCUGGGAGCUGCACCCCGUCGUCGUGCCGGACGGCGGCCUCUCAUUGAGCCUCACCUGCGACAGUGACGCCGAACAAGCUAAUCAAGAAAGAGCAACAAGGCCUUGGCCCUUCGCUAACGGCACUGCUACCGGCGAGAGUGAGCUCAUCACUUCCUGCACCAUGGUGGCGGCGACAACUCCGAGUGUGCCGCCAUGGUUUCAGGGGUACCAAGUUCAAGAUAUGACAAGACCGGCGAGCCGCAGCACCAGUUUUCAGUUGCAAGAUUGGAACCCCAAUUUUAAUGGAUCAGCAGCAUACCACACGUCGGAGCUCACUCUGAGCUUCUCCUCACAGGCUACUAACUCUCCAGACGCUUCUUCCAUCUCCGGCUCCUUUGCCCCAAGCUUCAAUGUUGCCAGCUUGAUGAUGAGCUCCAAGCCAUGGCAAUUCAAGCUGAUGCAACCAUGCCAAAACUAUCAACAUGGUGAUCCAAAUGCAUUGGUCAGGACCUAUGAUCAUCAACAAUUGCAUGGAAGGCCUAGUCCAGAAAAAUCCUACUCGGUGACCAACUCAUCCGUAGGAGCCCCAGCUGAGUCGCCAAAGUUCACGGAGCUCACCGCUGAGAAUCUCAAGAUCCUCUGCAACGCGCUUGAGAAUCGGGCUCCACGUCACAAGGACGUGGUUACAGAGAUUGCAAGUGUCGUGCUCCAGUGCCGCUCAGGCUUGACAAGGAGGAGAAGGUGGUGGUUCCAAGAGAAGCCAACUGCAGUGACAUGGUUGCUCUUCCAAGGUGGGGGCAAUGAUGACAAGAAAGCAGUGUCUCGGGAGCUUGCAAGGCUUGUCUUUGGCUCCUACAGCAAGUUUACCUCCAUCUCACUAGCUGAUGAGUUCACCCAUGUUCACUCCGAUUCCAGCUCCGCCGAGCCCAUGUUGAAGAGGCAAAGAUCACUGGAUACUGGGCAUGGCUACGUUCAGAGAUUGUAUGGCGCGAUACUCGAAAACCCUCAUCGGGUGAUAAUGAUCGACGGUGUUGAGCACCUGGACUAUGAGUCAGAGAUCGGCAUCAGGAAUGCGAUCACAAAUGGAAGAAUUAGGGGUUGCAAUGGUGAUGAGAUCAGUUUGGGGGAUGCCAUCAUUGUAUUGAGUUGUGAAGCACUCGAUUCAAUGUCUAACGCUUCCUCUCCUCGGCUCAAGCAAAGGGUCAUCGAUAAGGAUGGAAAGGAAGGAAAUGGCAUGAACAUAGAGAAUGGGAUGGAGUCAUCUGGUUUUACCUUGGAUUUGAAUGCAUGCGCCGAGGAUAGUGAAGGGAAUGAAGAGAGUGUUUCAUAUAAUGCGAGGAUCAUUAAUAUUGUGGAUGGUGUGUUCUUCUUCCAAUUAAUGGAGCACUCAUGA